Molecule: messenger RNA, 1994 nt
Organism: Callorhinchus milii (elephant shark)
Lineage: Eukaryota; Metazoa; Chordata; Chondrichthyes; Chimaeriformes; Callorhinchidae
Gene: smu1a
Product: SMU1 DNA replication regulator and spliceosomal factor a
Biological process (GO): mRNA splicing, via spliceosome
Cellular component (GO): precatalytic spliceosome
Molecular function (GO): protein binding
Source: RefSeq, marked provisional
AAGUGCGUGUUGUGCAGGCCGCGGGCUGCUGAGCGCGGGGGCGAGGCCGGGCCGCCAGCAUGUCCAUAGAGAUAGAGUCGGCGGAUGUUAUUCGCCUGAUCAUGCAAUACCUGAAGGAGAAUAAUUUGCAUCGCACGUUAGCAACUUUACAGGAAGAGACCACAGUCUCCCUGAAUACUGUGGACAGUAUAGAGAGCUUUGUGGCCGAUAUAAACAGCGGUCACUGGGACACGGUAUUGCAGGCUAUACAGUCGCUGAAGCUGCCGGAUAAAACUCUCAUUGAUUUGUACGAACAGGUGGUUUUGGAGCUGAUCGAAUUGCGUGAGUUGGGUGCUGCCAGGUCUCUGCUGCGACAGACUGACCCCAUGAUUAUGUUAAAACAAACCCAACCAGAGAGAUACAUUCACCUCGAGAAUCUUCUCGCCCGGUCUUACUUUGAUCCACGUGAGGCUUACCCAGAUGGCAGCAGUAAAGAGAAGCGAAGAGCGGCCAUUGCUCAGGCAUUGGCAGGAGAAGUCAGUGUAGUACCUCCCUCACGUCUCAUGGCUUUGUUAGGACAGGCACUGAAAUGGCAGCAGCAUCAAGGUUUACUGCCUCCAGGUAUGACCAUUGAUUUAUUCAGAGGCAAAGCAGCUGUGAAGGAUGUGGAAGAGGAGAAGUUCCCCACUCAGCUCAGCAGACAUAUUAAGUUUGGUCAGAAGUCCCACGUGGAGUGUGCUCGGUUUUCUCCAGAUGGCCAGUAUCUGGUUACAGGCUCUGUGGAUGGCUUUAUUGAAGUGUGGAACUUCACGACUGGCAAAAUCAGAAAAGAUCUCAAAUACCAAGCUCAGGACAACUUCAUGAUGAUGGACGACGCAGUUCUUUGCAUGUGUUUCAGUCGUGACACUGAAAUGUUGGCUACAGGAGCCCAGGAUGGAAAAAUUAAGGUGUGGAAGAUUCAGAGUGGCCAGUGUCUACGCCGUUUUGAGCGUGCUCACAGUAAGGGUGUCACCUGCCUUAGUUUCUCCAAAGAUAGUAGCCAGAUACUCAGUGCAUCUUUUGACCAGACUAUCAGGAUUCAUGGUCUGAAGUCUGGGAAAACUCUUAAGGAAUUCCGAGGUCAUACAUCAUUUGUCAAUGAAGUGACUUUCACCCAAGAUGGACACUACAUCCUGAGUGCAUCAUCUGACGGCAGUGUAAAGAUCUGGAACGUAAAAACAACAGAAUGUGCAAAUACUUUCAAGUCAUUGGGGAGCACUGCAGGGACUGACAUCACCGUGAACAGUGUCCACCUUCUGCCGAAGAACCCUGAGCAUUUUGUAGUAUGUAACCGGUCCAAUACAGUAGUCAUCAUGAACAUGCAGGGGCAGAUUGUGAGGAGCUUCAGUUCUGGUAAAAGGGAAGGUGGUGAUUUUGUUUGCUGCUGUCUCUCUCCACGUGGUGAAUGGAUCCACUGUGUUGGUGAAGAUUUUGUGCUAUAUUGCUUCAGUACAGUGACUGGCAAGCUGGAAAGAACAUUGACGGUACAUGAAAAAGAUGUCAUUGGUAUUGCUCAUCAUCCACAUCAGAAUCUGAUUGGAACAUACAGUGAGGAUGGACUUCUUAAACUUUGGAAACCUUAAGAGGAUCGAUGAGCUGUUUCUUCCUGAAAUGGCUGACACCUUGUAACUGUACAUGGUUACAGCUUUGACACAAGUAAAACUUGCAAUGAAACUGCAAACCAUUUUGUUUCAAAAGGUUCGCAAACUUCAGAUGUUAAUCCAUUUUAUAUGCAUUUGACCCAACUUGUAUGCACUAAUCAUACCAGAUUGUGUAGCAAUGAUUAAUUUGAUUGAUGUGGCAAAAAUCAAAAUCUUUCUGCCUUUGUGGCAGGUUUUGAAAGAUCAUCGCUGAAAGGUUUUAUUCUCCUCAUUUGUCGUCCUAGUGUUUGUUUCAAAAUGUUUCAUAAAACUUUUCUUGCCUUAAGGUAGGGAUAUAAUUUGCAAGUGUCAUUCUGAAUAAAUUGAUUUCUUUCC